Messenger RNA from Nannizzia gypsea CBS 118893, 1632 nucleotides. RefSeq names its product U3 small nucleolar RNA-associated protein 15. The coding region runs from base 1 to 1632 and encodes 543 amino acids. Gene Ontology annotation, molecular function: protein binding. The transcript has a single exon. Gene Ontology annotation, cellular component: nucleolus. Gene Ontology annotation, biological process: rRNA processing; positive regulation of transcription by RNA polymerase I. The record is from RefSeq and is a predicted model, not a curated record. NCBI's taxonomy places the organism in Eukaryota, Fungi, Ascomycota, Eurotiomycetes, Onygenales, Arthrodermataceae.
AUGGCUGCCCCCGUCCUGCCCCUGCCGCAGGUGAAGCUGCCCACCACUCCCACCACGCGACUCACCCCAGAGCAGCUCUACUGGCGGUCUUUCAAGUCUCUCCUGCUCCUUUCCUCUCCCUCCAACACACCCAUAACACAUAUAUCCCAGCCACCUGCGCCCACGUCAUCGUCAUCGCCCGCCGCAAUCCAACCGCCAGACAUCUUCACAGUGACCACCGGUGCGCGGGUGCAGAUAUACUCCAUCAGGACGAGAAAGCUGCUCAAAACCAUUACCCGGUUUGACGAUAACACACGAUGCUCGGAUGUACGUUUUGACGGCCGUGUCCUGGUCGCUGGAGACGAGACUGGUGCCGUACAGGUGUUUGAUGUCGGUUCACGGUCUAUACUACGGACAUGGAAGGAACAUAAGCAGCCAACAUGGGUAGCGAAGUUUUCGCCGUCUUGUGCUACGGAUUUGUUGACCGCCAGUGACGACCGGACCGUUCGACUGUGGGACCUGCCCAGUGAAAAGAGCGUUAGAAGCUUUGCAGGACACUCGGAUUAUGUUCGAAGUGGCACAUUCAUGCCCGGAGCUCAGUCCUCGAAUUUGGUUAUCUCCGGCAGUUAUGAUCAGACGGUCAGGCUAUGGGAUACCCGCGCAGAAGGCCGGGCGGUUAUGACGUUCAAGAUGCCUGCGCCGAUAGAGAGCGUGCAGCCUAUGCCGCUGGGUACAACAGUCCUCGCCUCCGCGGACAAUCAGAUUGCCGUCCUGGACGUCGUUGCCGGAAAACCGCUGCACAUGAUCAACAGCCACCAGAAAACCGUCACCUGUUUAUCGGUCGCCUCUCAGGGAAGUAGAGUUGUCAGCGGUUCCCUGGACGGACACAUGAAGGUCUUUGAGACGACUGGAUGGAACGUCGUUGGAGGAACUAAAUACCCAUCCCCCAUCCUUUCCCUGGGAGUAAUCAGCUCUGGGCCCCAGAGAGAGGAUAAGCAUAUCGCAGUAGGCAUGCAAUCCGGUGUCCUUUCAAUUCGCACCCGACUGUCCGGAGAACAAAAGAUCCGUGAAAGAGAGCGAGAACGGGAGAUGAAAGCAUUGCUCGAAGGGAAACUAGAAGAGCAUGACCGCGAAGUGGCAAGGAAGAAUAAGCUAAAGGGCCGCGGUCAAGGUUGGGAGAAACGACUGCGUGGUAUGGACUUCGUUGGUGACGGAAUUGAUAUUGUCAUCGAUCCUGACCAGGGGGGAAAGAAGAAGCGCAAGCGGGAGAGUGCAUGGGAAAAUGACCUCCGUAAGGGCAGGUAUAGCAGCUCGUUGGACAGGGCCCUUGAGGGAGGGGAUAAGAUUAUCAUCAUCACUUUACUCACUGCCCUUCGACAUCGUUCUGCACUACGCACUGCCUUGGCGAAUCGAGACGAAAGGACGCUACAGCCCAUACUGAACUGGGUUUACAAAGCCAUCCCCGACCCACGGCUUGUCGACUUGACCGUUGAAGUUUCUAUGAAUAUUCUGGAUAUUUACUCAGGAAAUCUUGGCCAGUCAGUGCACAUUGAUAAUAUGGUCCGCAAACUGCAUCGACGGGUAGAGGAGGAGGUUGAGCGAGCUCAGCAAGCGUGGCAGACAAGGGGGAUGUUAGAUAUGCUGAAAGUAUGA